GGUCGAUCCAUGCGCCAAAGUAGGAGGAGGAGGAGGAGAAGGGAAAAAAACUCCAUUCGCCGUAUCUCUCUCCUCUGUGUUGGAAAAAAAAAAAAAAGGAAAAAAUUUUGAGGAAAAAUAAAAGAUUUGAUCUCUAAUGAGAUUAGGGUUUAUCUACGAUCGACGUAGAAGCCAAUUUCGGGAUUUUUUUUAAUGUUUCUUUUCUUUUUUUUUUGAUGCGAUAAGAAUUCCUUACAAUGGCUCUGCUCUUGUGUUCUUCGCAAUCUUUUAGUGGAAGUCAAAAUUUCUCCUUGUUUGUUGCAUUAUAGCUCAAAUUGGGGUAUGGGUUUCGUGUAAUCGACGAAAAAGUCGAAACCUGUGAGGAAAAAUUACCCUAAGUUUCUCCCCGAUAGGGUUCGUCGCCAUGGGGGAAGAAGCUACGGGGGAGGAGAAAAGGAGGGUUUUUGCUUCGAGCGAGGGCUUGUUCCAGAGAGAUUUGCUGCGGCGAUUCGCGGCGAGAAGCUCCGGCGAGGAGGAGAGCUCGGAGCCGAUCUCGGGAGGCGACUCCGACGAGAUCGAGCUCUCCCUCGGCCUCUCCCUCGGCGGGCGCUUCGGCGCGGAGAGCCCGCAUAGAAACCCGCUCGUGCGGUCGUCGUCCAUCGCCUCGCUCACCUCGCUCCCCGCCGCUGCGGACGCGGCCGCGCCCGCACCGAGCCCCCUUAUGCGGACGUCCUCGCUCCCCACGGGCGCGGAGGAGGAGCAGCGGAGGAAGAGGAGAGAGGCGCAGAGCCUGAAGCGAUUGGAGGCGAAGAGAAAGCGAUUGGAGAGGCGAAACUCGAUCAAAACGGGGGCUUUAACGAAGGACCAACAACAAUUUUUGGGGGAAAAAUUGGAUUUUGAGGCCACGGAUGGGGUUUUUGCAAACAAGGUUGUGGGUAAAUUUGAGGUUAGUGGGUGCCCGGGGUUUAUGGGCAAUGGCCAAUAUUGGGGAAGGGCGAACGGGGUUGCUCCCGCGCGCCUGCCCGGUCUUUUCCGGGCAGCUUCUCUGCCGGUGAACGGCUUCCGGGAGGUCACAUCGCAGGGGAGCAGCUCCUCCGGCGAGGGCCGGCCGGGGAAAGGAGUGGAUAUCUUAGUGUUCAGCAGUUCGACAGACGCAAAGACUCCGCCCGUAGUUCGAACUCUAUCGUUUGAGAACAGCAAUCCUCAUAAAGAAUCGAGAGUGACUCCUCCGAAAGCACCGUGUAGAGCGGUGGACGUGAAACACAUCACGGGGGAUCGAAAUCCUUCUGAAAGGGUCUUAGGAAGAGCCAGCAGCACGGGGAGUUACAUGAUGGAGGAGAUGCCGUGCGUCUCGACGAAGGGAGAAGGCCCGAACGGUCGGAGAAUCGAAGGCUUCUUAUACAAAUACGGGAAGGGCGAGGAGGUGCGGAUAGUUUGCAUAUGCCACGGGAGCUUUUGGACUCCCGCGGAGUUCGUGAGGCACGCGGGAGGGGGAGAGGUCGCGAACCCGCUUAAGCACAUCAUCGUCGACCCGUCGGCGUUGACCUUCUUAGGAUGAUGAAUUGUCUCUAGAGCAACUUAACUUCUCUCGCAAUUUUUCUCUUUUUUUGCGAACCUUUUUUCGGUUUGGAUGAGUAGAAUCAAUCUCCUUGUUUUUGAAUGGAGUACAAGGUGCCUAUUAAAGAAGGAAAUUGAGGGUAAAAAGGAAAAAAAAAGAUUAAGUAGAAGAGCUCACUAAAGCUUGUAGUAGUGGGGAAAGUGGAAGUUUUAGUAGGUUUCUGGUAUUAGGUUGUUAUUCUAAUUAAGCAAUCUCUUAAUCAUGAAGUUAGUAAUGUAACUUAGUUGGUAAUGAUGAAUUAAUGCACGCGACGCAAAAGCUAUGUUUUUUUGUGA
This is a messenger RNA of Ananas comosus (pineapple), 1872 nucleotides long. RefSeq names its product ninja-family protein 3-like. Gene Ontology annotation, cellular component: nucleus. Bases 404 to 1537 code for a protein of 377 amino acids. The transcript has 2 exons. The record is from RefSeq and is a predicted model, not a curated record. Lineage: Eukaryota; Viridiplantae; Streptophyta; Magnoliopsida; Poales; Bromeliaceae. Gene Ontology annotation, biological process: signal transduction; negative regulation of DNA-templated transcription.